This is a messenger RNA of Acanthaster planci (crown-of-thorns starfish), 5824 nucleotides long. RefSeq lists its product as uncharacterized. The record is from RefSeq and is a predicted model, not a curated record. NCBI's taxonomy places the organism in Eukaryota, Metazoa, Echinodermata, Asteroidea, Valvatida, Acanthasteridae.
AGACCUGCUUUAUAGUAAAAUAACAAGGCGCGGCCCACCACGUUAUCCGCAGAGAACCCACGGGGGACAUUAUUUCCACGUAGGUCUGUGGUUACCAUGGCCUCGGAUAUCAGGGGUCUAUCUUAGCUUUUAAUUAAAUGAUAAAUCUUUCCUGCGAACAAUUUAUCUUCUUUCGUGCACAGGCGUUUUGAUCUGGUUUAGACAAGUGGAACUGAUGACACAGUUCUUCUCAUGCACAAAAUAUGUAGGUAGGAUUUGAUAACUUAGACCAGGGUUUGCAAACGGGAACAAACUAGAAAACGCGAAUUGCGGAAAAGCACGGUGGAUUUUUUGAGCGGCAACAAACAUGGACAGUAAAGUCGUGUGUAAGUGUCCUAAAUGUGGCCCGGGCAAGUUUGUCUCUGAAAGAACCUUCAAUCAGCAUGGCAAGGAAUGGAGAGCGAAGAGGAAUGACGAACAUCGUGAUGACCCUCGCAACUUCGACCCGAAAAACGCACCUCUUUUCACUGGCAGCGAAGUUUCUGUCUUGCAAGCCGUCACAAUGCUCCUAUCUGUGCAUGGGCUCUUCCCUGGGGUGAGCCAAAGAGCGAUAGGGGAGAUAUUUAGAAUUUUGCACUACUUCAUCCUCCCAGCUGGAAAUGGUCUUCCAGACUCAUUUGUUGCUGCAAAGAAGCUUGUUGGAGAAUUUCUCAUCCCCGUCAAUACGUUUGAUGUGUGCCCACAAGACCAUGUGGUAUUUGAUGGUCCCAACAGAGAAAGACUACAUUGCCCAAAGUGCUCUGCACCGAGGUAUCACGAUGGCACGCAAAAGCCCCAAAAGGCCUUUGCCUAUUUGCCACUCAUUCCCCGAUUGCAACGAUGGUUCAAGAUGCCAGUCAUUGCCAGAAGUCUUCAGCAGCAUGAGCUGAUAGAAGAACAAAAUCCCGUGAAAGAUAUUCACAUGUCACCUGCUUGGAAAAGCAUGUAUAACAAAGAUGGUGUUUUUGGAGGGGACAGUAGAUGCCUGUCGUUGGCUUUAAGUGCAGAUGGCUUCGACCCCUUUAAUCAUCAAAAGGUCCAAUACUCGAUGUGUCCUGUGCUCCUAAAAUGCCUUAAUUUCGAUAGUACUUCCCGGGACAAAAUUGGCAAGAUGUUGCUUUCAUGUAUUGUGCCAGGACCAUGUGGGCCAACGGAUAUCAAUCCAUACAUGGCCCCCUUAAUUGAUGAACUGCAGGAGCUUGAGGAGGGGGUCCGUUGCUUUGAUGGCAGCAAAGAUGCAAGUUUUAUACUGAGGGCAAGGGUUGUGAUGGGCAUCUUUGACAACCCAGGGGCAUCUAAGGUGCUAAAGACUGCCGCACCAGGCUCACUCAUCAAUGCUUGUCGACAUUGUCACAUUGAAGGUAAACACAUCAAAGAAUAUGGGAAGGUAAUACAUGGUGAAAAUCGCCGAUAUCUUCCACCUGAAUCACCCCUGCGGACUAACAGCUUUGGAAACUAUGAGAGCCGCCCCCCUCAUGAGUUGACAUCCAUGGGACAGCAGCUAGACUUUGGCAGACAGGUGUUGGAACUUUGGCACAAGGCCUCUCACGAUCCAACACCCCAUCAACGGAAAAAGGCAAAGUCUGCAGCAACAAAGCUGGAGAAGGCAACAGGAAAGAAGGGAGUGGAAGAAUUGGCUCGAUUGCCAUAUUAUACUGACGUUGAUAUACCCGUCGAGCUCAUGCACACAGUUCAAGUGGUCAUGAAGAAGUUUUUUGGGCUUCUGACUGGAAGAGACGACAACGAAAAGCUCCAUGAUGCUGAGGCUGCCCUUGGGAGAAAAAUAAACAUGCGAGCUGGGAACAGUGCACCAUGGACAUUGACAAAAGAGGAGAAAAAAACAGCAGAUGAGAGGCUUCUUCAAAUACGGCCACCAUGUGGACUAGACUGGACCCCCAAGAAACUCUUUACACGGACCAGCCUACCGUACAUGAAGUGCAGUGAUUGGAAAAAGCUUGCCUCUAAUGGCAUACUGAAAUAUGCACUACGUGGAGCUCUCGGUGAUGCUCAACGAACUACGCUGUCCCGACUCUGCGAUACUAUAAGAGAGCUGACGGACUACAGUGUGGACCUAAAUAGAAUCGGAGCCAUUGAGAAGGAGCUUCAUGAGGUCUUGAGCCUGGUUGAACAAGACUUCCCAUUAGGAAUUCAGACGCUGUGUAUGCAUAUUCUACACCAUGCUUCAUCCACACUGCGAAAGUACGGUCCGGCAACAUCCCAGUGGAUGUUUGGUUUCGAGCGGUUUAUGUCAUUCCUCAGUGGUAGGAUACUCAACAGGAAAGAGCCAGAAGCAACUGCAAUCGAAGCAUACAGAAUCUAUGAGUUCAGCCAGUUUAUGGCUAUGUCUGGCUUGCUUCCUGAAGGCAGUGUAUGUACAAAAAACUCGAUCACUGUGAUUGCUGCAAACGAGUCUCCUGACAACCAACUUGAAAGUCAUGACAACCCGAAAGACCAAAGAGAUGUAGUUCGGAGGCAAAGGGAAGCACUGUUGGAGGAGAAUAAGGCUGCUCUCCUCUCACUUGGUAUUUCAGGUACCAGUGUAGAGAAAGUGUUCACCGCCCAGAAGGCCAACCCGCGUACUCUGAAGUACUCGUGCUUGGAAAAAGAUACCAGUAAGAGUACUGUCUCUUCCAUCAUCGCUGGCUUUUUUCAGGCAGGCGGUGGGUCAAGUAAUCGUUGGGGUACACAGUACGUUUACUUUGGGCAAGUUCUCUACUUCCUCCGGUGCAAGGACACACUAAAGGAGUUUGGCAAGAUAUCCUGGUGGAAGCAGGCAAUUAUUGAUACAGAGAGUGGCUUAUGGAAAAUAGAGGAGCCUCAGGAGCAUCUGUCCACAGAUGUUGUUCCAGUUGCACUGCUCUCUCCACCUUUAACAACAGCCAUGGAUGAACACGGUGUUCUUUGGGUACUAGACUUCAAUUCCAAAUAUGUCAAUGUAAUACGUUAGAGCCAAAAUGAAUGCAAAGCACAAAUAUGUCUUUCGAAUUAAACAUCAUUCCUGGAGGGAGACGAAAAUGAAAAAAAAAACAAUUACGAAAGUGACCCCUCUUUGACGAAAUUAAACUGUCUUUUCAGUACUUUCAAAAAUUGCCAAAAAUUCCAGGCCGCCUGCAGGGAUGUCAGAAAGUAAUUUUGAGUAUAACAACAUACACUGAUAUCUCCAAAUUUCAAGUCUGAUAGUACACGUAUAUCCAUCCAAUGCUGGAAUGCCCAAUUGUCUAUUGUAAAAGGAGCAGAAAGUAGAUAACUCAGAAUUUAUUAAUUUGAUCAGAAAUGUGGUUAAUAUUUGCUUAUCUAUUAUAUGCUUCAGGAGGAGAAUGUCAUGCCGUCAAAAACAGACAUUUAAUUCAAAAAGAAUACACUUUAUGCACAGAUUUUGGUAGGUGAAUAUUUUCAAAUCAACAUGACGUGCUAUCCUCACAGUUUCAUUCGUUCCAGAUGAAUGCAUUUCGGGUUCUCAAUUGUGCUAUUUUCAGUUGUAAUGACACUUCAUUUAAUUCGCUGACCUACCCAUCUUUAAGAAAGAGACCACGUGUUGUACAUACAAUCGUCAGUGUUUUCACGAAGUGAAAAAAGAAACAAAGUUUUCGAUCUCUACUUUUUUGCAAUAUACCCGCAACUUGGUACGGAUUAGCAAUAUCCGUGUGUAAAAUUAUAUGACUUUGUAAAAAAUUUCUCAAUCCGUAACAUAAGUGAUCGAAAAGGUGUAUUGGCAAGAUUCUGAGGUUUUGAGGUUACUUGCCAACGUCACUUUCCAACGAUGUGUUGUUGUAAAACAACUCGGCAGGCGUGUAUACACCUUUAUAAGUUGUAGCGCACUGUAAGUUGUAGUGCAUGGCCAGAGGGGAAUGGUCAAGAAAUCGAUUGUUUUAUGCAAUAAUUAUGAUGUCAGUAUUUCCCAGUGUUAAUCUUUUUCGUUAUCGUGAGAAUAAUUAACUGGUGCGAAAAAUCAUAAUUGACGUAAAUUGUGUUCAGGCAGCCAGACUGAUACCCUCCAGGAAAAUAAUGAUUUACGAUUGUAAAUGUACAUGUGCAUCUUCUCAUUAGAGCAUAAGCUCUCUGGUGUGAUUUUUGUAAAUGUGUUGUGUGUACCAUUAUGAGGGAACUGCACUUUUUUUUCGUAAACUCUCUGAGUCGAUGGUUGCUUUUCCCAUAUUCGGUGCUGAUAUGCCGGCCGUUUCCUCUCGGCUACCCUAAAUAAGUAGCCCGGUAAGGGAUCUUGUUAACGGGCAACUUCGGUCAAGAAAAAAAAUAAAGUCACUUUUCCGAGAUGGAAAGUCAAUGUGUACUGUAUAGCGCGAGUAUACAGUAUAGGCCUACAAUGUCCACGUACACAUGUAGUGACAAGCAACUUUACACAAUCAUGAUCCAGGGCACGCCUGCUUUAUUUCGGUAGUCUGCACUGACAUGACAGGGUCGUGGUCGACUGGGCCAGCAGUAUAGGUCAACGGCCUUUCCUACUAUUAACCUUGAAUAAGUAGUAGCAAGAGUUGCCAACCGCAAGUAUCCAAGGCGUCUGUGUCACGUUUAACUAUUUGUGGUUCAUGGGAUUGUAAAUAACAUGUAAUUCCAAACAAUCUGGAUGUUUCAAUUUACACACAGAUCCAUUUUUUGAGGCUAGUUCUUUUGUGUCUUCGAGUUUUGAACUAUGUGACUGAAAAAAGUAAAUGUUGAACAGCCUUACUGCCCCAAUGAUAGUGCGAACAAAGACUUGUAAUUUACAAUAAAUUGGAAGUUUUGCUGUUUCAUUUUUUCAUGCUUAGUGAAAGGAGUGAAAGGUUUGUAGAAUAAUGACUUGGUGGGUCCGAUAAAUAAUGUGUGAACCUCCAUACUUCUUUUCAAUGAAAGAAACUAUUUCUUUCUCCGUGAUUUCCAGUAUUGUUUAACUAUUUUGUAUAACUUUGAAUUAUUGCUCCAUUCUAUCCACCGUAAUGUGAUAGAGCCCAAAACACUUGUGGCGAAACACAUGUUACACAAAUGAGAAUUUCCCAAGGUAAUGGUCGAAUGCGAUCACUCACUGCACUGACAGACCUCAAAAGCCAGAGUGCCCUUUGAGACAGCGGGCACCGUAACCCAACCACUGGCUCGCCGCGCUGGCGGUGCAGCACCAAUCUUAGAAAGAGUGCAAGAUACCCGCCCAGUUCAGCCAGUGCCAAAAUGACGCCACGAGACUGUGCCUGCAAUCAUUGGCUAGUAUCCGUCAGUCAGUUUGUGAUGAAUUAUUCAGAUUGCCUCGCUGGCUCCUACCAUAGAGCUACAACCCAUUCUACAAUCAAUGAAGGAUGAACAAAACGUCUGUGGGCUAUACCAUUGAGAAGUUUAGGGAGGUUAUUUGGAAUUUCAUAUUGUGAAAAUUUGGAAUAAAAGUACCUGAGUACUCAAAACAAAAUUUCUCCCACGUUUAAAGGAAAGAACUAUUACAUUGGAACAGUUUCAGACAAGCCAUCGCUUUUUUUAUUUUAAAAUUGGAGGAAUCUGCGAUCUGGAUUAGAGCCUGCCCACCUAAGAUUUAUUAAACUUGUCCUACACAUAUUCAGAGCCGUUGGCCAGGCGUCCAGCUUUUGGUGGACUAUGCGGUUUCCCAAUACAUGUACUCGAUUCAGGUCAUCGAAGGCCUCAAUUUUUUUUAAACCUGACUUUGAAGUUGUAAAAGCGAUACUAAGUCUGACAGUGCCAUAAAAAAGAAACAAACAUCAAAAUACUUCGAAUUACGUACGAUGCUUCAGGCCUACAAUCAGGGAUUAGUUUUAGAGACGAAGCCCUCGGAUGGAGACGAAGUUGAAAAACGUCCUUAGUCACGUGUAGU